GACAUCGACCGUUGUAUGAUUGCUUGAAUAAUAAAAAACCAAAACCUCCAUGGUCAACCAGCUAAGUUGACCAUGGAAGAUGACAGUUAUUUUAUUUGACAAUGAUAACUCACCUGUCAUCAAUGGCCGGCAGCCGGCUUCUUCUCUUCAAUUUUGUCAGUUUAUUCAUCAAUCAAGUGUGCUGAUUCUGAUUGCGGAUGUUGCUGAUUCGUCACUGCAUAGAGACUAAACGCUAAAGAUGCUGAGUAUAUAAUCAUGGAUGGAAACUCUAGUUUUCAAAUGGAACCAGAGGAUAUAGUCAGAUCCUUAACCACAAUUAUUGGAACGUUCGUUCAAGAUCAGUUGCUUGAUCAAAGAAAAAGGGACAAACAGAAGGAACAGUGUGGCGAAAGAUUAGCAGCAGAAGACGAAAGCAAUAACAAAGAGACCGAGGUUAGGUACUCCGAUCAAGCCGUUCUGGCAAAUUUGGAUUGGGGUAUGGAUGCCCUAGAGGAAGCCAUUAAUACGUCUAAUAUCGAAACUAAAAUGGCAAGACUCGAUUAUGCAGAAAAGAUGUUGCAAGUAUGCGCUAUGUUGGAUACCAGCGAUCGAACCGCAGGGGUUCCGAAUUUCUACCUCUCCGCUUGGGCCCACCUUAAUCUUUCGUGUUUAUGGAUGUUAAGAAACAAUGUAACAAACGCUGUUCUUCAUGUUCUCGAGAUGUUUUCCGUCGAUCCGUUUUUUUCACGGAUUGAUUUUGCUCCGGAACUUUGGAAAACGCUAUUCCUCCCGAAUAUGAGCUCUAUUGUCGGCUGGUACUCGGAGGAAAGGCAUCGGGUUAUGAUGGACUUGAUACCAGAUUCAACCGAUCUGUCGUUCACGGUUGACUUUGACCUUUAUUUCAACGAGUCUUUGGUGUUUUCUAUGAGACCGGAUCAGGCGGAAAAGAUACAAAACUUGGAAAAACUUUACGGGCAAUCUUUGGAUGAUAACACACGACUCUAUGCUAAUUACUUUAAAGAUUGCAUGAAUUACGGUUCUUCAACGAGCAAGAAGGCUAUUCCGAUGUUACCCAUUGCGGAGCCACCUAUGACUCCGUUACAUGAGGUGAGCCGGAAGAUUCCAGAUUAUGUGAAAUUUGGUCCCAUUUUGCCAAAAAGCGCAGGGUUCUCUCCGGUUCUUAAAGAUAGAAAGAAUGCAAGAGAAUCAUCCAGUUUGAAUGCAGCUAACACCUCCUUCGAGAACGUUGAGGAUGCUACUGCAUGGGAUAAUCAAGAGGGAAUCACGGAGGAAACCGAAGACUCGCCAAAAGUUGCAUCUCCUGAACAAGAAGGGAAUGGUAAGAAAGAGGCACGGUCCGUCUUGCGGUUACAGUCGACACGCGAUAUAUAUUUUAAAGGUGCCACGUCACCGGAGGUGCAUCGUGAUUCGAGUAUCGGUUCAGCUGACUCGGAUGAUGAAAUAAAAGAGCAGCCAAAAAGUGUAAGGAAGAACUUUGCUCAGGCUGACGAACGAAGUUCUAGUUUUGCAGAUGUAAAUAACGGAGCAGUGAGUUUUUCUAGAGAAAAUGAUACCAGGAGCCCAAACUUUGGUUCUCCGCAACAGUUUGAUCGGUCAGCACAAUCAAGACCACCUAAAGAUUUCGUCUGCCCCAUCACUACCCAGAUUUUUACCGACCCGGUAACUCUAGAAACGGGUCAAACUUACGAACGAAAAGCCAUUGAAGAAUGGAUGAGAAGAGGGAACACAACAUGUCCCAUCACAAGACAACCUCUUUUUUCCAACAUCCUUCCGAAAACAAACUACGUUUUAAAACGACUCAUAACUUCUUGGAGAGAACAGCAUCCCGAUCUCGCGCAUGAGUCGUCAUAUCCCGGAACACCGACAAGUUCGAAAACAUCAAACGUUUCUCAGCCAAGAAGAUUCGUGCAAGCGACCGUUGCAACGUCACCGACGAGUGUGAUAUCUCAAGCUGCGGUUGAAGCGAUUAUAAGCGGUUUAAAACCGUUAGUUACAUGUUUAUGUACUUCAGAAGAUUUAAACGAAUGUGAAGCAGCUGUUUUAACAAUCGCCAAAAUGUGGAAAGAAUCAAACGCUGAUCCUAUGGUCCACGCGUGUUUAUCGACCGCAGAAGCAGUAAACGGAUUCAUGGAUGUAUUAUCUUCUUCUCUAAGCAGGGAAGCUCUCGCAACAACGGUUUAUAUACUUUCGGAACUACUCGUCGCUGAUGAUAACUUCAAAGAGCUAUUAACAAGUGUAGAUUCUGAUUUCGAAACGUUAGCCGCUUUACUCGAAAAUGGUCUUUUCGAGGCUGCGGUUUUGAUAUACUUACUGAAACCGACUUUCUCACAGAUAAAUUCACACAAAUUAUUACCGUGUUUGAUUCAAAUCAUUUCUAGUAAGUUUCAAGACUCGAAGGAUCACGAGAUGGUGAUGAGUUCGAAGGAUGCUGCUAUAGAGUUGUUAGACCAGAUGUUAAACGAUGGAGAUGAGAAUAGCCGGUCUUUUAUCGCGUUGAGCGUUAUAUCAGCUGACGCGAUACCGGAUCUACUCGGGUGUUUGAAUAAGUUGGAUGUACGGCAGUCUGUUCUGUCGAUUUUACUGUGUUGUAUCCAAACGGAUAGAAGUUGCAGGAACUUGAUAGCUAGCAGUAUCGAUCCGUGCCUCGUUCUUGAAUUGUUUCAUGGUGGAAAUGAGAAUAUAAGAGGCAUGUGCAUUGAUUUUCUCUCUGAGUUGGUUCAAUUAAACAGGAGAACAUUGAGCAAUCAGAUAUUACAAAUAAUAAAAGAUGAAGGAGCAUUUAGCACAAUGCACACUCUUCUUGUCUAUUUACAGAAUGCACCAAUGGAGCAACAGCCUGCUGUUGCUUCACUUCUUCUUCAGCUUGAUAUACUGGUUGAGCCUCGGAAAAUGAGUAUUUACCGAGAGGAAGCAAUCGAUACGCUAACUGACAUGCUCCAGAAAAAAGAUUUCCCAAAUUUACAACUUAUGGCUCUUGAUGCGUUAUCGUCUCUUUCGGGGAAAUCUUAUACUGAAGCGUGGUUACUUAAUCUGGCUGGGUUUAAUAAACCGUAUGAAGCUUUUAUGGAAAACGAAAAAAUGAAAAUGGAUCAAGAGGAGGAGAAAGCUGCAUAUUCUUGGGAAAAAAGGGUAGCUUUUGUACUUUGCAACCAUGAAAAAGGCGUUAUUUUUGAAGCAUUAGAACAAUGUCUCAAGAGUAAAUCAAUAAAUAUAGCAAAAAAGUGUCUUGUUAUCGCCACAUGGCUAGUAUACAUGCUUUAUAAUCUGCCAGACACUGGCGUAAGAGAUACUGCACGUAGGUCAUUGCUAAACCAAUACAUACACAUACUACAAUCGUCUAAGAACCUCGAAGACAAGAUUUUAGCAACCGUUGCUUUGAGAAGUUUCAUUAGUGAUCCAGGUGCACUUGGUGACAUUGGUGGCUAUGCUAAAACGAUGUACAAAACCUUAAGAAAACUCAAGAAAAACUCUGUGAUUGUCGGUGAUAUAAUGAAAACGUUGAUGAACUUGCCAUCCGUUAAUGCGGCAGAAAUGUGGUCGGCUUCAGAAGGAUUCGAGUCGGAUUCAUCAAUGAAUGGAGAAGUUUUAUCGUUGAUUCAUGUAAAAAGUCGUGUGAUAAGCAGCCAUUCUGAUGGAACGAUUAAGGUAUGGGAUGCUAAUAAAAGGGAUUUGCGGUUAAUUCAAGAGGUCCGUGAGCAUUCAAAGGCUGUCACAUGCCUCUAUAUUCCACCUUCACGUGAUAAACUUUAUAGUGGUUCGUUGGAUAAAACUAUACGGGUAUGGGUAGUCAAACCAGAAGGAAUUCAUUGCAUUCAAGUUCACGAUGUUAAAGAAUCGGUCCAUGGCUUAACAGCAGACGCGAAUUUCGCUUAUUUUUUCUCUCAAGGUGCCGGAGUUAAGGUUUUCGGGUGGUCCGGUGUUACGAAGCAUAUCAAUUUCAAACAAUCGGUCAAAUGUAUUGAUAUGAUUGGAGAUAAACUGUACUGUGGAUGCAGUGGUUUCAGUAUACUGGAAACCAAUUUGCCAAAAACAUCAACGACUACGUUUUACUCAGGGACACGGAAAUUGUUGGGAAAACAGUCGAUUAAUUCCAUAUGCAUCCAUGAUGACCUUCUGUAUACCGGUGGGACAUCAGUAGAUGGAACAGCAGGAAAGGUAUUCUCUAUAACGAGCAGGGUGUUAGUGGGAUCGUUGUCGAUUGCAUUCGACAUCCAUAGUUUGGCUGUGAAUAAUGAUUUUAUAUUUGGAGCAACAAAAAAUGGGACAAUUGAGGUGUGGUUAAAAGAAAGGUUGACCAGAGUUGUUUCCAUGAAGAUGAGAUCAGGGAUCACCAAAAUUACAUCUUUGGCAUCAGAUGCUGAAGGAGAAAUGUUAUUUGCUGGUUCUUCUGAUGGAAAAAUUCAGGCUUGGGAGUUAAAUUGAAGUGAAACACAGCAAUUACUUUUUUUGGAUCAUCAAUCCUAUGGUAAAAAAAACAUUACAUUCUUGUCAAAACCUCUGAUUUCCGUUGUAACAUUACAAUCACUUUUUUCUUCUUUUUUUUUUUUCUGAUAUGCUGAGUUUGGGUUGUUUUUUACACUAA
This is a messenger RNA of Helianthus annuus (common sunflower), 4582 nucleotides long. Its product is annotated as putative E3 ubiquitin-protein ligase LIN-1. The coding region runs from base 256 to 4422 and encodes 1388 amino acids. Lineage: Eukaryota; Viridiplantae; Streptophyta; Magnoliopsida; Asterales; Asteraceae. The transcript has 18 exons. Gene Ontology annotation, molecular function: ubiquitin-protein transferase activity; protein binding. Gene Ontology annotation, biological process: protein ubiquitination. The record is from RefSeq and is a predicted model, not a curated record.